Chelmon rostratus (copperband butterflyfish) is the source of this 4249-nucleotide messenger RNA. RefSeq names its product ATP-binding cassette, sub-family C (CFTR/MRP), member 12 (gene abcc12). The record is from RefSeq and is a predicted model, not a curated record. Gene Ontology annotation, molecular function: ATP hydrolysis activity; ABC-type transporter activity; ATP binding. Gene Ontology annotation, cellular component: membrane. Gene Ontology annotation, biological process: transmembrane transport. The transcript has 30 exons. Bases 1 to 4209 code for a protein of 1402 amino acids. Lineage: Eukaryota; Metazoa; Chordata; Actinopteri; Chaetodontiformes; Chaetodontidae.
AUGAAGACGGACUACUCUUUGGAGAAGAGCGCUACACGAAGAGUCUCCUUUGAGAAUGGCUGCAGAUUUCGUGCUGGAUCUAUGGCCUCCAACGUAGAAGAUACUGAUUUGGAAAACAGCAAAAAAGCCAAAUCUUCCCUGUUCGGAAAAUACCACCAGAGCAUUCAGACCCUCAAACCCUUCCGCUGCUCCUCAUCACAUUCCCACCCUGUGGACAAUGCAGGCUUCCUGUCCUUUACAACCUUUGCCUGGAUGACCCCCAUGAUGUGGAGCAUGUUCAGGGAUAAGCUGGACAUGAACUCUCUCAGCCUGUCUCCUUUGGACGCAGCUGACACCAGCGGAAACAGGCUCCACAGACUCUGGGAGGAAGAAGUGGCGAAGGUGGGCCUGGAGAAGGCCUCUUUGGUCCGAGUCAUCCUUCGCUUUCAAAGGACCAGGCUGAUUUUUUCCGUCAUUAUUGGUAUCCUCUCCAUGAUGGCAGCAUUUCUCGGCCCGGCUGUUCUGGUGUAUCAGAUCCUAAACUAUGUGGAUGACCCCGGGGCGUCCUCGGUGUCCCAUGGUGUCGGUCUGGCCUUCGGUUUGUUCACCACGGAGUUCAGCAAAGCCUUCCUAAUAUCGCUGUUGUGGGCGAUAAACCUGCGCACUGCGGUCAGGCUGAAGGGCGCCUUCUCCUCAGCGGCCUUUCAGAAAGUGAUCUCUCUGCGGGUGCACAGCGGCAUUUCAAUGGGAGAGAUGAUUAAUGUUUUGACCAAUGAUGGCCACAGGUUAUUUGAGGCGGUCCUGUUUGGGAGCUUUUUGCUGUCUGCACCGGUCCUCUUGAUUGUGUGUAUCAUCUACAGCAACUUUGUUCUGGGCUACACAGCAAUGACUGGAGUCGGCACCUACCUCGUCUUCGUCCCCGUGCAGUUUUUCUUAGCCAAGCUCAUUAACAAAUUCAGAUGGAAAGCCAUAGUGAUAACAGACAGCCGUGUGCGCACAAUGAAUGAGAUUCUCAGCAGCAUCAAACUUAUCAAGAUGUACGCCUGGGAGGACUCCUUUGAGAAGAAGAUUGCAAGCUUGAGGAAGACUGAGGCGAAAGAACUGCGGCGGGUCAGUUAUGUCCAGAAUUUGAACACCAGCAUCACCAGCAUCAUCCCCACCAUUGCCACGGUUAUCACCUUCGUCGUUCACACUCUGCUGGGCUUGAGUCUCAACACGUCUGAUGCCUUUACCACCAUUGCCAUCUUCAACUCCAUGAGGUUCUUCCUGGCUCUGAUGCCCCUGUCUGUGAAGGCCCUGGCUGAGGCUCUUGUGUCACUAUCUCGCCUGAGGAAAAUACUGGUGAUCCAGAAUCCAGAGCCCUACCUGACACAGAAGACUGACAGUGAGUUGGCCAUAGUGAUGAAAAACGCAACGCUGUCCUGGACCAAACCAGAGAGCCAGACACAAUCACCGGCCAGCACAGCCAAUGGGAUGAACGGACACAAAGGGGACGACAUGUGCCAGAAAGAGGAGACUGAAGCUUUGCCAACCCUGAGAAACAUCUCCUUCACUCUGCCUAAGGGCAAGCUGCUUGGUGUCUGUGGGAAUGUGGGGAGUGGGAAGACGUCACUGAUUUCCAGCAUUUUGGAACAGAUGCACCUCCUGCAGGGUUCCAUCACAGCUGAUGGGACAUUUGCCUACGUUUCCCAGCUGGCCUGGAUAUUUCAUGGAACCGUUAAAGAAAACAUCCUGAUGGGGGAACCAUUUGAUGAGGACAAAUACAACCGAGUUGUGGAUGUCUGUAGCCUCAGACCUGACCUGACAGUCCUCCCAUACGGUGAUCAGACGGAGAUUGGAGAGCGGGGGCUGAAUCUGUCAGGGGGGCAGAAGCAGAGAAUCAGCCUUGCCAGAGCCGUCUACUCCAAUAAGGACAUCUUCCUCCUCGACGAUCCGCUAUCCGCUGUCGACGCCCACGUGGGAAAACACAUUUUUGAAGAAUGCAUUAAGAAGGAGCUCCGGGGAAAAUCGAUCAUACUGGUUACACACCAGCUGCAGUAUCUGGAGUUCUGUGAUGACAUUUUGGUCAUGGAGGACGGCCAAGUGCUGGAGGCCGGAGAUCACCAGGACCUGAUCAAAGCCGAAGGACGCUACGCUCAGCUCAUCAGCAACUACCAGUUAGAACAGUCCAAAGCUCAGACAGAGGAGGAUGAGGCGUUAUCCCAAGACACCGCCCAGCUGAAGGAGGUUGAGCUAAAAGAUCCCACAGACAUCGGCAUAGUGAACCCAGCAUUUGACAUUUCAGAUGAAAAGAAUGAUCAAACGACAGCCGACCAAAUAUCUACUGUCAGUGAUCAGCUGGUCAGUCAGGAGGCCUCCACAGAAGGUGCCGUCUCCUGGAGAGUCUACCAGCAGUACUGCAAAGCAGCUGGAGGUUAUUUCAUCACCUUCCUCACCAUCUUGAACAUCGUCCUGAUGAUUGGAUCCACAGCCUUCAGCAACUGGUGGCUCAGCUUCUGGCUCGGGAAUGGUAAUGGGGUGAGAACCUUCUCUGUCUCCUUUGGUGUUGCCACUGCACUAUAUGGUGAUAUUUACAACUGCAUAAAAAAAAAUUUCUCUCUUUCUUUCCCCCAAAAGACCUCAAGCCAUGGUAACGUCACAGAAAACCCUGACCUGCACUUCUACCAAUUCAUUUAUGGCAUAAUGGCUGUCGUCAUGGUGAUACUUGCCGUCAUCAAAUGCUUCGUCUACACCGGGGUCACCUUGAAAGCCGCCUGCAGAUUCCACGACCGCAUGUUUAAGAAUAUUAUCGCCAGUCCCAUGAGUUUCUUCGACACGACGCCAACUGGCCGCAUUCUCAACCGUUUCUCCAAAGACCAAGAGGAGGUGGACAGUGUGCUCCCCCUCCACAUGGACCCUUUCUUGCAGUUUUGCCUGAUGGUCACCUGCACCAUCAUCAUCAUCUCGGCUGUCUUCCCCGCCAUGCUGAUCGCUGUGGUUGUUAUGGGAUCUUUGUUCACCCUCAUUCUCUUUAUAUUUCAGAGGAGUGUCCGUCAGAUGAAAAGGAUGGAGAACAUCAGUCGCUCUCCUUGCAUCUCCCUCACCACCUCUACGCUGCAGGGCCUCAGCACCAUCCAUGCAUACAACAUAAGAGACAGCCACAUAAAACUGUUCAAGUCGCUGAACGACAUCAACUCCAACCACUAUUUACUGUUUCACUCUGGCACACGUUGGCUCUCCUUCUGGCUGGACUUCAUGGCGUCGACCAUGACCUUGUUGGUGGCUCUGUUCGUAGUGCUCAGCGACGACUCAGUCAUCGACCCGGCUUCGAAAGGCCUGGCCAUGUCCUACACCAUACAGUUGACAGGCAUGCUUCAGUACGUAGUGAGGCAGUCGACGGAGGUGGAGGCGAGGUUCAACUCGGUGGAGCGACUGCAGGAAUACAUCCAGGAUUGUAAGUCUGAGGCUCCCAGACACAUCAAGGAGGCUCAAAUCCCAGAGGACUGGCCAAAGAGCGGCGCCAUCACCUUCCACGACUACAAGAUGAGGUACAGGGAGAACACACCCAUUGUCCUGAACGGGCUCAAUUUCGACAUCCAACCUGGAGAGAAGCUUGGCAUCGUGGGAAGGACCGGCUCUGGGAAGUCCUCUUUAGGCAUGGCUCUGUUCAGGAUGGUGGAGCCGGCAGGAGGAACCAUCAUGAUAGACGGGGUGGACAUUAUGGGCAUUGGUCUGCAGGAUCUGCGCAGCAAAUUGUCAAUCAUCCCCCAGGAUCCUGUGCUAUUUAUUGGCACUGUCAGGUACAACCUGGACCCAUUCAAUAACCACACUGAUCAGGACAUCUGGGUGGCACUGGACAAGACCUACAUGAAGGACUCAAUCUCCAGACUGGAGGGGAAACUACAGGCGCCCGUGCUGGAGAACGGCGAGAAUUUCUCUGUAGGAGAGAGACAACUGAUAUGUAUGGCGAGAGCGCUGCUCCGCAACUCAAAGAUCAUUCUUUUGGACGAGGCGACGGCAUCCAUCGACGCAGAGACGGACGCUUUGAUCCAGAACACCAUCAAAGAAGCCUUCCAGGAGUGCACCAUGCUCACCAUCGCCCAUCGUAUCAACACCGUGUUGUACGCAGAUCGUAUUCUGGUCAUGGACAAAGGAGAGGCUGUAGAGUUGGACAGUCCAGAUGUGCUGAAGCAAAGACCAGACUCUCUGUUCUCCUCACUCCUGACUGCUACCAACACCGUGAAGACCUGAACCUCAGAGGCCCUGCGACACCUCAGCACCAAUAAACAGC